AUGGAUGGUAAUAGGACUUAUGCCAAGAAGCAUAGAUUACCCUUGAAGGAGGGCCACUUUGCUGGUGCAAAUGCUUUAGUCAAGGUUCUCGAAUGUUGUUACAAAGUUGGUAUCGAACAGGUUACAAUCUAUGCGUUCUCCUUGGAAAACUUCAACAGAACUAAAGAAGAAGUAGACACUCUAUUUGGCUUGCUUCGUGAUAAAUUGAAGAUGAUUUCUGAUUAUGAGGAUUCAUAUGCUCGAUACAACAAGGUUAGGAUUAGAGUCAUUGGUAAUAGAGGUUUCAUUCCACCAGAUAUCUUGAAAGAUUUAGAAUACAUUGAAGAAGUUACCAAAAACAAGUCGUCCAAAAAAAUUCUCAAUGUGUGCUUUCCUUAUACUGCCAGGGAUGAGAUUACUCAUGCUGUUAGAUCAGUUGCCAAGAAGAGGAUCGAAGGUAAGAUUACCAGUCGUGAUGUAAUCGACGCCAAAGUUAUUGAAUCCAAUUUUUAUUUUGGUGAUGAUGUACCACCUUUGGACAUUUUGAUUCGUACUAGUGGUCAUACCAGAUUGAGUGAUUUCUUGUUGUGGCAAUGCAACACUAAUUGCACUAUUGAAUUCCCCGAUGUUUUGUGGCCUGAUUUUGGUUUCAUUAGCAUCAUGUCAAUCUUGUUCAAAUGGAGUUACUACAAAACUUUACAAUUGGAAGAGGAGGCAAUUAGAGGUAAAGAACCACAAGUGCAGGAUACAAUCUCAACUGUGUUGUUGAAGGAGUUGCCACAACCCCCACCAGUUGCAACCGUCACUCAGAAUUAA
Molecule: messenger RNA, 795 nt
Organism: Lodderomyces parapsilosis
Lineage: Eukaryota; Fungi; Ascomycota; Pichiomycetes; Serinales; Debaryomycetaceae
Gene: SRT1
Product: ditrans,polycis-polyprenyl diphosphate synthase
Exons: 2
Coding region: 1-795 (264 amino acids)
Cellular component (GO): membrane; endoplasmic reticulum; lipid droplet
Molecular function (GO): ditrans,polycis-polyprenyl diphosphate synthase [(2E,6E)-farnesyl diphosphate specific] activity
Source: RefSeq, a predicted model, not a curated record